Molecule: messenger RNA, 537 nt
Organism: Clonostachys byssicola
Lineage: Eukaryota; Fungi; Ascomycota; Sordariomycetes; Hypocreales; Bionectriaceae
Source: the annotation of a GenBank genome assembly
AUGUCACGGCCUGCCCUGGCCGGCAGGCCCCCCGCGCUGCGCCCUUCUCAUGGCCGCCCUCGCUGCGGCGAGUGCCGCCGUCGCGCCCCCCCCCCGCUGCGGCCCCCCCCCCCCGCUGCUGCCGUCCGCGGUGCCGCCGUUGCCGCCGCCGCGGCCAUCAUGCCACGGCCUGCCCUCCCUCCCCCGGAGGAGCUCCCGGCCCCCGAGGCCCCUGAGACGCCCCCGCCGCGCUCCCCCCCGGCGGUGGUUUCCCCUUCCUUUCUGGCGCCGCCCUGGGCUCCCCGUCCACGGCCCCCUCCCUCCGCUGAGGAGGAUGUUUUUUUUUCUUUGCCUCUAAACGUGACCAUCUCGGUCACGGUAAACGGGGUCUCCGCCGCCCUCGCCGCCGCCCUCGCCGCCGCUGCCGCCUCUGCCGCCGCCGCGGGCACGUUGCGGGGGCCUGCCCCAACCGGCAGGCCCCGCCCCCCGGGCAUCCCCCUCCCCCCCUCCCCCCGCCGCGCCGGGCUCCCCGGCCCCAUGAAGAUGUUGCCGCGAUAA